Messenger RNA from Dracunculus medinensis (Guinea worm), 294 nucleotides. The record is from the annotation of a GenBank genome assembly. Lineage: Eukaryota; Metazoa; Nematoda; Chromadorea; Rhabditida; Dracunculidae.
AUGUGCGAACUUCUCUACAGAGUUCAAAACACAAAAAAAAGUCCACAAAAAUUAAACAUUAAACAUAACUUAGAAACAAUUUUGAAAAAAAAGAAGAAAGAAAAGAAAGGAAGAAAUCCGUAUUAUGCUGAAGUUACUUCUAUAACAGCAGAACGGGGUCGCGUUUUGACCAUGAAAUAUGGAAAACAUCAAAUGAAACUUAUAAAGAAACGAAUGAAUAUCGAAAACUGGAUCGAUGCUAAACUCAAUCAACUCUACGAUGGUAAAGCUGUGAAAGAAAUAGACUAUGGCUAA